CUCGGUGUGACGGUGACUCGGUGUGACUCACCGGGACGCGCCGGGGUCCGCCACUUCCUACGGUUGGGUUUUUGAAAGGACCGGUUGGAGCCUCGCUCCGCUCCCGACCAAUCGGAAGUCAGUAUUUUUCGCGCUGGUCGGCCGCAGAGUUUGAGUUUCCCGCAAGCUUCAGACUGAAUGAAACCUCCGGUUUAACGGGAUGAACACGGCCUCCACCCUCCGUUAACCGCCGACAGGACACCCAACAGCUCGUCGAGCCUGGAGGGGGUUAGAUGGGAUGGACAGCAAAGGUAGUUCCCUGCCUUCCAUGCCUGAACCAGCCAACCCGAUCAGCAUGAAGCAGCCGCCAGAGUCGCUCAGUGUACGGAAAGGUGGGGGGGACAUGAGCAGCGACCCAGCUCUGUUAAUUGAUAAAGCUGCUGCCCAGCUGGCCGCCACACUACAAGACGGCGUCCUUCAGAAGGUGGCUGGCUACAGUCAUAACAACCACAGCCACGAAAGACUCAAAGACUUGACCUCUCGCGUGCUGAACGGGGACCAAGACACGCUGCCUAAGCUUUGCGCUCCGGAGCCGCCCAUGCUGAAGGGCGCCGAGGUCCCCGCGACGAACGGCACCCAUCAGCACAACUGCACUCCUCAUCCCGAACCCGAGCUGAAGGCGACGAUACCGCAGGUGGUCAAGCAGCCGCUGUUCGAGCCCUUCUGUGCCAACGGGACCAGUUUGUCCGCGACCACAGAAGAUACUAUAUCUGGAUCGGAGAAGAGACAGGACGCGAAGAAGAGGAGGGGGCGGCCUUACAAACCAAAACAUCAACCGAACCUCGGCUCCUCUCCCGUCCCCGCGGAGACACUCGACCACACAGACGCCGUGGACGAGACUGAAGCAGCGGAUGAGCCCGAUCUCAUCCCGGAGUUAACGGAGGAGGCUACAGAGGAGUCCACGGAGGAGUCUCCUCAGGUGUCUCCUCAGGAGUCCCCUCAGGUGUCUCCUCUGCUGACCUGCUUCUCUGUUGGUGAGCUGGUUUGGACCAAAGUGUCAGGGUACCCCUGGUGGCCUUGCAUGGUGACCACAGACCCAGAAUCCAACAGUCACUUCAAACAGAAACAGAAAGCGGCCAACAGCAGGUCAGGCGUCCUUUACCAUGUGCAGUAUUUUGGAGACGCCCCGGAGAGAGGCUACAUCUUCGAGAAGAACAUGGUGUCCUUUACCGGAGAGGAUCAAUACCACGAGCUCAGCCAGGGCAACAAACAGCCGCCGUCCCGCGUCAUCCACAAAAAGACGGCUGCUUCCGUGCCCCAUAAACUCCAGGCUCAGUGGAACAUGGGCGUCAUUCAGGCCAAGGAGGCCCUCAGCAUGUCACUAGACGAGCGCAUGGCGAACUUCGCAUUUCUGUACGAUGACGACGGGCCUCACCUGAACCCCCACAUCAUGGAGAAGUUGAAGCCAGAACAGAGCAACGAGCAGGAGCAGGAAACGGAGUCCAGGCUAAGCCCAGAUCUCCCCUCGCUGCUGGCCGACUCCGCCGUUCACCCCGCAGCCGCCCCUCAGUCCCAAGACAGCACUUCAUCAGGGAAAAAGACACAAGCGCCCAGAACGAAACUCAAAACGGGAGGAUGGCAGAAAAUUGGCAAAGGCCACUUAAAUGAUUUCCUGUCGAAAAAUAAAUUGAACGACGCGGUUUCUUCCAAAGCAGAGCUUCAUCCACAGUCAGCCUCACAGGAUGCCACCACUUCUGCACCAGAUAUUCAAGCUGAAUCAGUCAUACCUCAGAAGAAAAGGAGGAGAUCCAAACAGGCUCAGUCUCCCACGAAGACUGUGAGGAGGAGGAAAAAACCCGCAGCAGCCAACACCUCUGACCCCGCCAGCAAAAGGAAAUCAAAGCUUGUUUCUUCGACUGAAGAUGUUUCAGAACCGGUCUCGCUUCCAGUUUCAGUUCCAGUGAAGCGGGAGCGGAAGAAGACUUCUAAAAGGCCGCUCGCAGACGCCGCAGCAGACAAGGAUCAGCAGCCCAAGAGGAGACGUAAAACCAGCAAAGAUGCUGAAAAACAGGCCUUGACUUCAGAGGGAACAGAGAAAAAGCAGAGGAGGAGGAGGAAGAAGACUGACAAAGACCUGAAAGAAACCAAGCAGCGACGGAAAAAGUCGACCACGCUCCUCACUGAUGAUCAGGAUGCAGAGAAACCAAAACGUCGGAGGAAAAGGAAGCAGGAUGGAGAGAGCCAGGCCACGCCCUCCAAGGCAAAGAAGAGGCGGUCCUCGCCGUGUCCUGAUCCCGAGGGCUCGGGGAGUGAAGGACGUCCUGAUUCUCCAAGCGACAGCUUAGACGGGACGAAGAAAGGCGAGCGGAAGAAGGAGUUCGUCUGCCAGACGUGUGAACAGGCCGGUGAGGACCUGGUGCCCUGUGAAGGUCAGUGCUGUGGGAUGUUUCACCUCCACUGUCUGGGUCAGUCAUUCAAACCCGACGAGAAGCUGCUGUGUCAGGAGUGCAGCACAGGAAUCCACUCGUGUUUCAACUGUAAGCAGUCGGACGGCGCCGUGCGUCGCUGCCACGUCCCGCACUGCGGCAAAUUUUACCACGAGGCGUGCAUCCGCCUCAACCCGCUCACCGUGUUCGACAACAAGGGCUUCCGCUGCCCGCUCCACACCUGCCUGGGCUGCCACUACGGCUGCCGCACCAAGCACAAGGCCACCAAAGGUCGUUUGAUGCGUUGCCUGCGCUGUCCUGUGGCGUACCACGUCGGUGACCUGUGCGUGGCUGCGGGCAGUGAGAUGAUCACCAACACUGCCAUCAUCUGCACGAACCACUUCAACGCCAAGAAGGGCUACAGCCACCACAGUCACGUCAACGUCAGCUGGUGCUUCGUCUGCUCCAAAGGAGGGCAGCUGCUGUGCUGCGAAUCCUGUCCAGCCGCUUUCCACCCCGACUGCCUGAACAUCGCGAUGCCUGAUGGGAGCUGGUUCUGCAACGACUGCCGGGCCGGAAAGAAACCCAAAUACAGAGACAUCAUCUGGGUCAAACUGGGAACAUACAGAUGGUGGCCCGCAGAGAUCCACCACCCCAGAAGCAUCCCCACCAACAUCCAGCACCUUCGACACGAGAUCGGAGAGUUCCCGGUCUUCUUCUUCGGCUCCAAGGAUUACUUCUGGACUCACCAGGGCCGAGUGUUUCCGUACAUGGAGGGAGACCGAGGCAGCAAGCACCAGAGGACCGGCAUCGGCAAAGUCUUCAAGAACGCGCUGUCGGAGGCUGAAGUUCGAUUCAAGGAGAUAAAAAUGAAACGAGAGGCCAAGGAAGCUCAAGAGAACAGCCGGAAACCGCCACCGUAUAAAUUUAUCAAGGUCAACAAACCCUUCGGUAAGGUUCAGGUCUACACCGCGGACAUCUCCGAGAUCCCCAAGUGUAACUGCAAGCCGACAGACGAGCGGCCGUGCGGCUUCGAGUCCGAGUGUCUGAACCGCAUGCUGCAGUACGAGUGUCACCCUCAGGUGUGUCCCAGCGGCGAGCGCUGCUGCAACCAGGACUUCACCAAACGUCUCUACCCGGAGACCAAGAUCAUCAAGACGCCCGGCAAAGGCUGGGGCCUGGUGUCUCUGCGGGACAUCAAGAAGGGCGAGUUCGUGAACGAGUACAUCGGAGAGCUGAUCGACGAGGAGGAGUGCAGGGCGAGGAUCAAGUUCGCUCAGGAAAACAACAUCACCGACUUCUACAUGCUCACCAUCGACAAGGACCGGAUCAUCGACGCCGGUCCGAAAGGAAACUACUCUCGCUUCAUGAACCACAGCUGUCAGCCCAACUGUGAGACGCAGAAGUGGACGGUGAACGGCGACACGCGGGUCGGCCUGUUCGCCGUCUGUGACAUCCCAGUAGGCACCGAGCUGACCUUCAACUACAACCUGGACUGUCUCGGGAAUGAGAAGACGGUCUGUCGCUGCGGCGCUCCAAACUGCAGCGGGUUUCUCGGUGAUCGACCGAAGAACUCAAACGGCCAAGCGGCCGAGCCCAAAGGGAAGAGGGUGAAGAGAAAGUACAAGAAGAGGAAAGCGGAGGGGAAGAAGAAGUCUGAGGACGAGUGUUUCCGCUGCGGGGACGGAGGACAGCUGGUGCUGUGCGACAAGAAGACCUGCACCAAAGCGUACCACCUGUCCUGCCUGAACCUCACCAAGAGACCGUUUGGCCGCUGGGACUGCCCCUGGCAUCAUUGUGACGUCUGCGGGAAAAACUCGGAGGCCUUCUGCCAGCUCUGCCCCAACUCCUUCUGCAAGGUUCACCAGGAGGGGGCGCUGCGUCCCUGGCCCGCCACGGGACAGCUGUGCUGUUUGGAGCACGACGAGCUGGAAGGAACGGACAGCCAGGACCAGGACGUCAACUCCGAGGCCAACGAGACGACGACCGCCACUACUGCCGCCAUCGCUGGCCGUCCUCCGAAAGGCUCCAGGAAGGCGGAGGGAGCCGAGGCCAAAGCGAAGGGCUCCAAGAGGAAAGCAGCAGAGGCCUGACGUGACCUUUGACCCCGCUCAGAGAGCCACCACGCCAAACUAGACUCUGACAGCCGCUUCCACGUUCAAACACAAACACCCGCGUAACAAGAACCAAGGCACUGUACAUCAUCAGGGAACGCCGCUGAUCUCUCACACGCUCGCAGCUGAACUGUCCUUUUCGAUUUUUAGUUUUUAGUUUUGAACGUUUUCAGGUUUUCACUCGUCUGCACUGAGGCAUGAACCAUCUGUGGCAACGCACAACGCAGCGGAGCGGGUGAUUCUCACUUCCAUCAACCAAACAAAUCGUCUUUGUUUUGUUUUAUUAGAUUUCUUCUUUUUUUUUUUUGUUUCCUGCAGAGAAACUGAACCAGUAAAACACGAGCGUCACCGUCUGCUCACGUGAACCCGUCGCCCCCUGGAACAGCAGAGUUUUAUAGCUAUAUCUAUAUAUGUGUAUAACAAAGACCAAAACUAUGAUUACUGGAAUAGUGUAAGACGUCAAACAGGUUGCCAAAUGGAUUGUUUUUAUUUUUAUAUAUAGUGUAUAUAUGCCAGAUGUAAUAUGGAACACCAAGACACUAUGGAAAGGCCUCAGAUGACCUCUUUACUUCUCUUCGUAGCCAUAGGUUACAUAACUGUAGACGUUUGCUAUUUUACAGCCUGUCGUUUGUUCUAGUUCAGUUUUACUGUCGAGGUUUGACUUUAGUUUUUUUUUUUUUUUUGUAUCAGCAUGCUGAACGAUGGCGCCACAAACCGUUUAUCUACCUGCCUGUCCAGAGAUCAUGUGACUCCAGAAAGUAUUAAAGCGAGCGCGCUCUUACAAACUGACAAACACUACUGGGAGGUUUCCGAGGUCUCGAACGCUCGCUGCUUCACGUCAAACCCGAUAAAUGAAGGAAUCCUGUUUUUUAUCGUAAGGUGCUGUUUCUUCUUCCACGUCGACGUCAUCGUGCUGACUCGUUCUUUCAGUGACUUUUUAUCGAUGAUGAAGACCUCGACUUGAUUUAUUUUUUUGUUUUUGUUUUAAUCCUCAGGAGGUUUUUAGUCUCAAACUGCGUCCAAACACUCGCCGACAGCACGCCGGCUCACGCUGUGUAACCGCAGCUUUGGACAGUUUUCCACGUUUGUACUUGACAUGAAGCGUAACACACAAACUGUAGAGGACGGGCAGCGGCCACUUUAGGACUUCAAGCCUCAGCUGGACCUGUCAGGUCAGAAUAAUGACGGAGAAACAGAACAGAUCUGGAUGAUUGAAGUCAUCAGAGUUUAAAUGAUUAGUCGGUUCAUCAUGUCAUUGAUCGAUAGAAAUAUCGCGGUCCUGAUGUCGGUUUCUUCACCUCGUCUGUCGUCUGAUCAUGUCGGCGCCUUUUAGGACAGUUCUGUAAACGUGACAGACUUCGAGGUUUUCACCUUUUUAAAAAAAUCUUUGAGUCUUUUAAAGCGACGAGCCUGAAGCUGUCCUAAAGUGGCCACCGUGCUCGGAGCUUUGACUCGUUUGUUCGACUGCGUUAAACGUUAAAAGAGUUUUCAGUGAUUUUCUUUUUGCCGCUCUGACCUUCGACGUUCACGAGGCUGCAGACACGUCCUAUUCAAUCUGUCAACUUGUUCCUUGAAGCCACUACCCGUGCUUUUUCGUUCUUCCUCUGGAUCCAGACUUUCAACAGAAACCAGCUCAGAGUUGUACAGACACAACAGAUUUUUGUUUUGUUUUUUUAUAACUGCACCUUUUUUUAUGUUUUUUAAAGUGUUUUCGUUUUUCCCAAGUCGUGUGAACGCGACAUGUCCGGAGGUGCAGCAGGUCUCGUACGAGUAUUUUGACUUUGUAUGUAUCCUAACGUUGUGUUGAGUGAAUGUAGUCCAGCCAGUUAUUUUUGUAAGCACUGUAAUUCCCUGUAGAGCUGAAGUGUAACGUGUGCGUAAGGGUUUCAUUCUGUAACUACUGUCAUAGUAAACCAGAGACUAAUAUGUACAUAAUGUAUAAGUGGUAAUAGUGAUGCAUCUAUUGUAAAUAUCAUACAAUUCCUCUGACAUUGUAUGUUUUUUGUUUUUUUGGGGGUUUUUUCUUGAUGCAGUGCUGAAACACUUUUUGUGCAGGAUCUCACGUCUGUUGAAUCGUGCAAUAAAAAGUGACCAAACGUG
Messenger RNA from Larimichthys crocea (large yellow croaker), 6619 nucleotides. RefSeq names its product nuclear receptor binding SET domain protein 2 (gene nsd2). Gene Ontology annotation, molecular function: protein binding; histone methyltransferase activity. The coding region runs from base 278 to 4498 and encodes 1406 amino acids. Gene Ontology annotation, cellular component: nucleus. The transcript has 22 exons. The record is from RefSeq and is a predicted model, not a curated record. NCBI's taxonomy places the organism in Eukaryota, Metazoa, Chordata, Actinopteri, Sciaenidae.